Messenger RNA from Esox lucius (northern pike), 4158 nucleotides. RefSeq names its product melanopsin-A. The transcript is spliced from 12 exons. Gene Ontology annotation, molecular function: G protein-coupled receptor activity. The record is from RefSeq and is a predicted model, not a curated record. Bases 174 to 1805 code for a protein of 543 amino acids. Gene Ontology annotation, cellular component: membrane. Gene Ontology annotation, biological process: visual perception; G protein-coupled receptor signaling pathway. NCBI's taxonomy places the organism in Eukaryota, Metazoa, Chordata, Actinopteri, Esociformes, Esocidae.
UGGACACACCCACCACCCCUGCCUCCAACUGUUUGGUUCUGUCUUCUCAAAUAGUUUAAGCUAAGACUAGCCAGAAGAUAAUGCUUAUUUUUUUUCCAGCCUUGAAUGGCCUAUUCUGGCAGGCCGACAAGCCACUAUUGAAAAACUUGGAGUUGCACUAACCUGUGGUCAAAAUGAGCGCACGCCCGCCAGUCAGCGCUGGCAGUAUCCGCGCACCAGACCCGUCUAUAGGGCCUUGGAACAUCAGCUCUGUGAGCGCACAUCGUCUGAUGGAGCUUCAGCCGGCGUCCACCUCCGUUGCCAUGCGGGCACGAUGGCCCUUCCCAACGGUGGAUGUCCCAGAGCACCACCACUAUACCCUAGGCUCCAUCAUCUUUGCUGUGGGAAUAACAGGCAUGGUGGGAAACUUCCUUGUCAUGUACGCCUUCUGCAGGAGUAAAAGUUUGCGUACUCCAGCAAACUUUUUCAUUAUUAACCUGGCGUUGACAGACUUCCUCAUGUGUAUCACUCAGACCCCCACUUUCUUCAUCAACAGCCUGUACAACAGGUGGAUCUUUGGAGAAAAAGCGUGUGAGCUGUAUGCAUUCUGUGGAGCGCUGUUUGGGAUGACCAGUAUGAUUACUCUGAUGGUGAUUGCCGUGGACCGAUACUUUGUCAUCACGCGACCUCUGGCUUCUAUGGGUGUGAUGUCACGACGUAGGGCCCUGUACGUCAUGGCCGCUUCCUGGUUCUACUGCAUGGUCUGGUCCUUGCCGCCCUUCUUCGGCUGGAGUGCGUACGUGCCAGAAGGUUUGAUGACAUCGUGCUCGUGGGACUACAUGACAUUCACGCCGUCUGUCCGUGCUUACACCAUGCUGCUUUUCGUCUGCGUCUUUUUCAUCCCGCUCUUCGUCAUUAUCUACUGCUAUGUCUGCAUCUUUACCACUGUACGCAGCGCCACAAGGACAGUUCGAAAGAUCAACGAGGGCACCAGGGACUCGGUUAAGAGCAUGCAUAACAUGAGGAGUGAGUGGAAGACCGCCAAGAUUGCCCUCGUCGUUAUCUUGCUCUACGUCGUCUCUUGGGCUCCGUACUCCUGCGUGGCUCUCACCGCGUUUGCAGGGUACGCUGACAUGUUGACUCCAUAUAUGAACUCUGUUCCUGCUGCCAUCGCUAAAGCCUCAGCUGUCCACAACCCCAUUAUAUAUGCCAUAACACACCCAAAAUACAGGUUAGCGAUCAGUAGGUACAUCCCAUUCAUGGGCAUGUUGCUGUGCGUUCCUACCAGAGAUCGUUUUAGCAGCAGCAGCUUCAUGUCCACCCGUCGAUCAACCCUCACUAGUACAACAUCUGACCCCAACAAGACUAGCAGACGCCGCCACUCCUCCCAGUCGGACAACGAAUCAGCCCUUACAGACAUAGAGACGGAACUCUCUUCUCGUCCAGCCAGUCGUCAGGUUUCCAUUGAUGCAACCAAGCUACAACCCACCUCGUCCCAGAGGUCAAAGGGGCAUUGCUCCCUAAAGGUGAAAGGUCACGACUCUGGGGUGUUUGAGAAAGCGUCCUCUCAUUCCCCCUCCGACCCAGUCGUCUGUCGCCUGCAACACAUCAGUACUCUGACCGAGCCAGAGGACAUCUCCAUGUCUGAGAUCACUGGUUUGACCAAUAUCCUUCCUGCGCAAUCCUCUCUGGAGGAUAUCAGGAAGGGGAGGUCAUCUAAAAGGGUCCUAUCUGGCCAGACCCAUGCAGUCAUCGUCACUAGCGCAUCAAGCCACUCCAUCUCCCUGCUACAAAGACCAGAGUCCCACGACAACUCAGGUCACUAACGCAGAAAAGGUGUCAGACCUGUUGGGAGAGAACCUCUGGCUGGAUGUUGUGCAGUUGGACAAUGUGUGACACCGCUCUGUGUGUGUGUUAGAUCUCUGUGUGAUUGUGAGCAAUAUAAUCAGUCGAUAUAUUGAUGAUUAGCAUGUGAAGCUAUAUAGCACCACCGGACUGGCUUCAGGCUGCAGGAAGAAUUAGCUACUGUGGACUGUUCUGAUUUCUAUCAGAGUGAUGUUGUUACUGAGGACAUUCUCACCUACAAUGUUGAAAUGAGGUUCCAGGUUCUACCAACAAAACUAUAUCCAGCGCUCUGUUAUCCCUUUAAACCAUUAUCCUUCCUCUACCUUACACGCUGAGUUAAAUCAAGUGGAGUCUGUUGCACAUGUUGUGAAUGAUUGUCGUUCAUAGGAGAGUCAUUCCCAGCCUUGUUGCCCAGGUAACUACCGAGGUGAAACACAUGGUCCGACCAGCGCCACACAUUCACAAACAUUCUGGUGUCAGAGGAGCCCAGUUGGGCUUUUCUGGUGGGCCGAAAAAGUCUGAGGUUGUUGUGGGUGGAGGCCAGGGUGAGGUGCUCAUCCUGGAAGUGAGCUGCCCAUCUGACCGCUACACAGAGCAGACCUGCGCUGAUUAGUCCUAAAACAGCAGUCCCCUUACAAGCUGAUGGUAAAGGCUCACAGUGCUCACUGUUAGAACAACGGCUGAGACUCUAGAUAGGGAACGGUCUGUGUCAACAGUGAUGGCCAGCAUGGCGGGAGACAAAGAAGGGUUUCGAUAUCCAUGACCUUUCGUGAUCCUUUCAAGGUACCCUUUUCACUCUAGAGGGCAUGUGUGUGUGUGUGUGGGUGUGUGUGUCUAAAUCACAGUACCCAUAGUAUUUAGAUGUGUUAGUUGUCAUUUCUGCACCAUGGCCUGUGUGUGUGCGCGCGCGUGUGUGUGUGUGUCUGUAUUUGUGUGAGUGUGAGUCUUUGCAUACAUCAUAGCCCUUCCACAACAGUGUAGCAGCCACACAAUUGUUUCAGACUUUUUUUAUUUUUCAGUGCUCUCUGUUUUCCUGUCGUAUACUGUUCCUUCACGUUUUCCUGUCGUAUACUGUUCCUUCACGUUUUCCUGUCGUAUACUGUUCCUUCAUGUUUUCCUGUUGUAUACUGUUCCUUGACGUUUUCCUGUCGUAAACUGUUCCUUCAUGUUUUCCUAUCGUAAACUGUUCCUUCACGUUUUCCUAUCGUAAACUGUUCCUUCACGUUUUCCUAUCGUAAACUGUUCCUUCAUGUUUUCCUAUCGUAUACUGUUCCUUCAUGUUUUCCUAUCGUAAACUGUUCCUUCAUGUUUUCCUAUCGUAUACUGUUCCUUCAUGUUUUCCUGUCGUAUACUGUUCCUUCAUGUUGACUUUGAUUGUAAUGCUCCUUUUUGUGGACAAAAAAUAUUUUUUUGUUGUUCUGAAUGGUGACAAACUUAUUGAUUCGUAAUGUCUUAUACUGAUGAACUAAUUGUCUAUUCUGCUGUUUUAUUAUUGAAAUAUGAAUCAAAACCUGUUCAUUUUUAAUUGUUUCUAGUUUAUUGUACAUUUGUGAUGAUAGAUGUAUAAACUGGUUCAUUUCGUUUGUUUCUAUUUAUUUUAUUAAUGUAGUACUGGCAGCUUUGUAUUGAAAUCCUAUUCCAUCAGCAGUAUAUGUGUGCUGUGAGAAGGAUUUAAAAUAAAAGUUUGCUGAUUUGUGGGUGGUUGAAAACACAUUUCACAAUCAGCACAGUAACCCCCUCUGCUGGUUAAUGUCAGGUCUGUGUGUGUGGGUGGGUGGUUUUCUGUGUGUGGGUGUAUGUGUGUGUUUUAAUAUUAAUAACACAUUCAAGUCCAUAACAGAAAUGUAUGGUUAUAUUUGGUGCACUUUUUCAAUGAUCUUCAUAAGGCACAAAUCUGAAUACCUUUUUUAAACUUAUUUCAGCCAAAAUGGGACGUUGAAAAUAAUUUCCCUUAAAAAGAAAAAAUCUCCUAAUUUUAACCUAAAUCCUGGCUCUAAAACUCACUCCUGAUGCUUUACUCUAAUCCUCAUUUUUACAGGACCUCAAAUUUUUAUGUGACAAUAUUUAGCGUUUUUCAGUUUAACCUUGAUUUGAGGAAAUGUGUGAGGAACAACUUAUUCAGCAAAGAUGGAGAAAGAUGGAAAAUGUCUAAAAGGUAUUUCUUAAAUCUUAAACUGUCGGGUUUUGGAUUAUUUUCAUACCUGGAAAACAAAAUACAUUCUAAAAGAGACAUAAAACAUUGCAAAAAGAUGGUCUGAUCACUCCUACUGAAGUACGAGCUUCAAUAUAUAAACCAUGCCACUCACCCUUCAACGCUGUGAUGCAAACGUGUUA